Molecule: messenger RNA, 1467 nt
Organism: Etheostoma cragini (Arkansas darter)
Lineage: Eukaryota; Metazoa; Chordata; Actinopteri; Perciformes; Percidae
Gene: banf1
Product: BAF nuclear assembly factor 1
Exons: 3
Coding region: 166-438 (90 amino acids)
Molecular function (GO): DNA binding
Source: RefSeq, a predicted model, not a curated record
CCCCGUGACGUAAAGACGCAAGAAGGGGCGCAUUGCAUUGUGGUCGCCGGUGCCUCGGAAACAGAAAGCAGUGGCGCUCGCGCUCCAGAAAGCUACGCUAACAUUCAGCCUGGACACACUAAAAGUUCUGUAGUUGGUGAGCUUUGACGGCCUACGAAAGCAGCCAUGUCGUCGACAUCCCAAAAACAUAGAGAUUUUGUGGCCGAGCCCAUGGGCGAGAAGCGUGUGAUGGCUCUUGCGGGCAUUGGAGAGGUCCUUGGCAGAAGACUGGAGGAAAAAGGUUUUGACAAGGCGUAUGUCGUCCUCGGGCAGUUUCUAGUGCUAAAGAAAGACGAGGAGCUUUUCCGGGAUUGGCUAAAGGACACUUGCGGGGCAAAUGUCAAACAACAAGGUGACUGCUUUGGCUGUCUUAAAGACUGGUGUGACGCCUUCUUAUAAAUCAUUCAGUCAUUGUUUUAUACUUCUAAAGUCCAUACUGUACAUUACAUCUGUGAUCUUGAUUCAAUUCAGCUACACCAUGUAUAUGAACUCACUCUGAACACUCUAGGGAGAAUAUUGAAGUCAAUCCUUUGGCCCCCCCCAACUGAAUUCACACAUAACUCACCCGGUUAGCCCUUUUAUAGCAGUUUUUUUUAAGCUGGUUGUAGUAGAAGUAAAAGCAGCUGGUUUAACUAAUAACAGUAAGUCAUGUCAUGCUAUGUCACUGAGCCAGCAUGCAAGUAGCAGGCCUGUGACACAGGGACACCUAAAUGUAAUGCAGCCUUUAUUAACGUUAUUCUGUGAGAACCAACUAUGGAGGUGCCCUCAGGCAAAAACUGUUAGUUUCCAGUUUUGGGAAAAAGCGGCUCAUGUUCAUAAUAUUAAUUUUUGUCAUUGGAAUAUUGUAUGUACCGCCUGCUAAAAAGGUUGAAUUUUAAAUGUAUGAUUCAUCGAUGUUGGUCAUGUACUGGGAAUGUUUUUCAGCUAAACAUGGCUAGCUUGUUCUAUGUUUAAACAUUAUACCUUAAGACAAAUCUUGAUGUGUUUUCAGUUCAGCACCCCUUUUUCUUUCUGUGUAACCUGAAGAUUUACCAGUACAAUCUAGACUUAUUUGUACUCACCUUUCACUCUUGGGCUUCUUUGUCUGUUUGAUUUGUCUUACAGCGUGUGUGACAGAUUUAUGUGACACACAAAAACUAAUCCUCAAAACAAAUGUUACACUGGUUUUAGCAGAAAAGCUGUUUUUAUUACAAAAACUUUUUAACUUUGAUCUCAAAGAAACGGCAUGACCAGACCCCCACAUAUGGUCUGCUCAAAGUUUGUUUGAACCCGAGAUGGAAAAGUAUAUGAAUAAAGAUACCAAUGCAACAUGCUCAAACACGUCUAUUCCUGAUUGCUGCAGCCUUUCCAUCUAAUAAUUUACUGACAAGUAUGUUUCUGCCAGAUAAGUUGGCAGUAAACAUACAUUACAAACAAUACAUUUUGUGC